AUGGCGUGGCCAACGAGGAUUCCUGUCAUUCAUAUAUUUGUCAUAUUGUUUUCAUCUAUUAAUCUAACACUAGCCAGACAAUAUGUCGACCCAAUGCAACAUGAUUUGCAAGUUGUAAAUUCAAAAACAUUCACAACGAACGUACAAUUGGCUCGCCAAACAAAUGUAGUAGGAGCGUUUUUCUAUUCAACAGGAGAUACCAACCUCACCUCAACGAUAAAUGAGUUGAACUCAGUAGCAAAAGAUCUCAAAGGGAUGAUUACAAUCGUCGCAGUUAACUGUACAGACCAGUCACUUAAGAACCUAUGUAAAAGUGAACUUGGAGAAGAGUAUUUGACGCCAGCGUUCAAGAUCUAUCCAAAGUUACCUAUGCCAGCAUUUGAUUUCAAGAAAGAAUUGUUGAAAGAAGAUGUGAAGAAGGAACUUUUAAAGCACCUCCCAUCAAAUGUGGAGAGGGUGGAGGUUGGAAUGUUGGCUCAUUUCAUGACAAAGCACGAAUUGAUGCCAAAGGUGCUGUUAUUUUCUGACAAGGAGCAUCCUUCGUAUGUCUACAAGGCACUUAGCAACGCUUUCAACAAAAAACUGUUACUGGGAUUCGUUGACGCGAACAAACACCCGGAUCUAAAGAAGGAAUACGGUGUUAAGAGCCUGCCAACAAUGUUGGUAAUUAAACCAAAUGGAAAGCCGCAAAAGUAUAAAGGAGAGUUCAAGUACCUUCCAAUGUUCGAGUGGCUAAAUGUAAACGCAGAAGCGUUCCUACUUGGAGGAGGGUAUUCUGAUAAAGGAGAUCCAGCAAAAGCAAAACCAUGGAAAUUUGAUAAGGUACCAAAGUUGAAUUUCUUCUCCCAUAAAGAUAUCUGUUUUAAUAAAACUCAGGGACUGUGCAUCAUUUAUCUUACUGAUUCUGAUUUGAAACCAGAAGAGAAGGAAAUGCUGGUCCAUUUAAGCGAAAAGUACACUGGACAAAUUACGGGAAAGUGGAUGUGGAUGAACCUGAAUGAAGAGACCGAGUUUGCACAACUGUUCGAAAAUGUAAAGGUAUUGCCAUCAGCAGUGGUAUUUAACCCGAAGAAGAGACUGAGGUACUUCUUACAUGACGGAAAUACGUCAGUAACAAAAAGCUCAAUGGAAAGAAUGUUGGAAAAAAUACUAGGGGGAGAUGCUAGAUUCACACUAGUAAACGGAGAACUCCCCAAAUUCAAGAUAGACGACCUUUUAACCACAGAAGAAUUGUAA
Molecule: messenger RNA, 1236 nt
Organism: Theileria annulata
Lineage: Eukaryota; Apicomplexa; Aconoidasida; Piroplasmida; Theileriidae
Exons: 4
Coding region: 1-1236 (411 amino acids)
Source: RefSeq, a predicted model, not a curated record